This is a messenger RNA of Rosa rugosa (rugosa rose), 7328 nucleotides long. Its product is annotated as disease resistance protein RUN1-like. NCBI's taxonomy places the organism in Eukaryota, Viridiplantae, Streptophyta, Magnoliopsida, Rosales, Rosaceae. The coding region runs from base 315 to 5591 and encodes 1758 amino acids. Gene Ontology annotation, biological process: signal transduction; defense response. The transcript is spliced from 8 exons. Gene Ontology annotation, molecular function: ADP binding; ATP hydrolysis activity. The record is from RefSeq and is a predicted model, not a curated record.
ACCAGGUCACCUUUCUUCACACUUUUUGUUAGGUGGCCAAUCCAGUUCAUACAAAAGUUUGUUGGGGUCAACCAAAACAAAAUAAGCAAGUUGUGUAUUAUUAAUAGAGAAAAUAAAGAAAUGAAUGCAUCAUGUUGAUUGUCAUUAGGUUACUGGCGCCACACUAAGCAGAGCAUCUUCUUCUUUUCUUUGGUCAAAGAAGCACAGCUUCUCAUAUUAGGCCCUCAGUUCCAAUCAGAAAAUCGAGUGUUUCAAAUCCGGCGUUAGGCCACUCAUCGCUCUUUGACCAGAUUCGAUCUUGUGCUUAUCAAUAAAUGGCUGCUGCUGCUGAUUCUUCUUCUUCUUCUUCUUCACGCAUUCGUGGCAGUUAUGAUGUCUUCUUGAGUUUUAGAGGGUUCGACACUCGCAAGAUCUUUGUUGGCCAUCUUUACAAUGCUCUACAAAGGAAAGCACUCGCUACCUUCAUAGAUACUGAAGAGCUUGGAAAAGGGGACGUUCUCGGGGUGCUACUGAAAGCUAUUGACGCGUCAAAGCUUUCGGUGGUAGUUUUAUCUGAGAACUUUGCCUAUUCCAAAUGGUGCUUACUGGAACUCGAAAAAAUCGUGGAAUGCAUGGAAACAAAGAAUCAUAUAGUGGUUCCCAUUUUCUACCAAGUAGAUCCGGCUGAUGUUCGUUAUGUGAGGGGAAGUUUCAGCAAAGCGUUUGAACAACAUGAGCACAAGUCCAGGGGGACCCCCGAAGAACGGAAGCGGUGGAAGUCUGCUCUAACUAGAGCCGGCUAUAUUAACGGCUGGGAUUCCCGCAAAUAUGAGGAUGAUGUCAAGCUUAUUGAUGAUGUUGUUAAAAAUAUUUUAAAACAGUUGAGCAACAUCAGGGAAAGUAAAUCCAAUGAUGACUUGGUUGGAAUGGAUUCCCACAUAAGCAACAUGAAGUCUCUAUUAAGUGCUUAUGGGUCAGGGGAUGUCUGCAUUGUUGGAAUAUGGGGUAUGGGUGGUAUAGGGAAGACAACCAUUGCUAGAGCUGUUUAUGAGGAAAUGUGUGGAAACUUUGAUCACCAUUGCUUUCUUUAUAACGUCAAGGAAGAUUUCAAGAGAAAAGGUGAAGCAGGAAUGCAGGAAGAACUUCUAUAUAGAAUCUCAAGGGAAAAUGGGCAGCACUUAAGUUCCAAAAUGAUUAUGGAAAGGCUUAGUGGGAUAAAACUUUUGCUUGUUCUUGAUGAUGUGGACAGUUCUGAUCAAAUUGAUGCCCUACUUGGAAAACAAUGUUCAUUUGGUCGUGGAAGUAGAAUCAUUAUAACGACCAGAGAUAAGGGCCUACUUAGAGAAUUUGAUGUAUAUGAACCGGGAUAUUUAGAUGAAGAUCAAGCUCUUGAACUCUUUAAGAAGUAUGCCUUCAGAACAAUCGAACCCUUAACAGAAUACGAUCAUCUCUCACAGCAUGCCAUAAAAUAUGCUCAAGGUCUGCCUUUAGCACUUAAAGUCUUGGGAGCCUCUCUCUAUAAGAAAAGUGUACGUGAGUGGGAAGUUGAGUUUGAAAAAAUAAAGAAAUGCCAGCACCUGGGAAUUGAGGGUGUACUAAGGACAACCUUCGAAGGACUAGAUCAUCUACAGAAAACAGUACUUCUAGAUAUUGCAUGUUUCUUUAAAGAAAUGAAAAAGGACUAUGCAACAGAAAUUCUGGAGGCUUGUGGCCUCUUUCCCAUAAGUGUAUUACCAGUUCUAGUUGAUAGAGCUCUUGUGACAAGCACUGGAUACUAUGUUGUGUUGACAAUGCAUGAUUUACUAUUGGACAUGGCCUUGGGAAUUGUCCGUCGAGAAUCAAGCCUCAGUAGGUUGACGAGUUCUGAUGAAAUUGAGGAGGUGUUAACUCAAAACACAGAUACGAAAGCAGUUGAAAGUAUAGACCUCGACUUGUACCACUCAAAAGGCAUACGCAUAAAUGCUAAAGCUUUUGUUCACAUGACGAAACUAAGACUGCUUAGAAUCCGAUAUAACCGAUCCAUAGACUUUGUUGAUGAUUAUUAUGGUUCACGGGGGGAAUUAUACCAUCUAAUUGAUGACUGUAAACAACAAGUGAGUGGGGAGUUAAAGUUCCUUUCUCACGAGUUGAGGUGUCUCAUCUGGCAUGGAUGCCCCCUGAAAUCUUUGCCAUCCAAUUUCAACCCAAAGCAUCUAGUUGACCUUGACAUGCGUUCUAGCCGCAUCAGACAACUUUGGAAAGGAACCAAGCUUCUGAAGAAGUUGAAAUACAUUGAUUUGAGUCUAUCUCUAUACCUUAAGGAGACGCCCGACUUAACUGAGGCCACAAAUCUUGAGAAAGUAAACCUUGAAGGUUGUACAAGUUUAUUGGAGGUUCACCCAUCCAUCUCUGAUCUUAAGAACCUCGCUUUCUUGAGUCUAAAAGGGUGCAAAGAGCUUAAGAUUCUUCCAAGCAGCUUCUGUAUGAAAUCUCUUAAGACCCUUGAGCUUUCUGGCUGCUCAAAUCUCGACAAAUUUCCUGAGAUUUCAGAAGUUAUGGCCGAGCUACCACGGCUUUCUUUAGAUAAGACUGCAAUUAAAGAACUGCCCUCAUCAAUAAAAAAUCUUAGGGGGCUUGUCACUUUGAGCCUAAAAGAUUGCAGAGAACUUGAGAGUCUCCCGAGCAGCAUUUGUGAACUCAAGUCCCUUAGAUAUGUUACUCUCUCCGGGUGUUCUAAGUUUAAGGUGUUUCCAAAAAUUGUGGGGGUAGAAGAUAUGAAAGGAUUAAUAGAGCUUCAUAUGGAUGGAACGUCUAUUGAAGAGUUUCUGCCACCAAUUUCAGCUCUUGAAGAACUUGUUGUCUUGAGUCUAAGAGAUUGCGAACAGCUUAAGAGUCUUCCUAGUAGCAUUCAUAUGAAAUCUCUUGACACGCUUAUUCUUUCUGGAUGUUCUAACCUUCAGAAGUUUCCGGAGAUCUCAGAAAAAAUGCGGAGGCUCUCAGAGCUUCAUUUAGAUGAUAUUGCAAUUGUAGAACUGCCGCUGUCAAUUAAAAAUCUUUGCCAGCUGGAAUCUUUGAGCCUUAAAGAUUGUGGAGAACUCAAGAGUCUUCCAAGCAGCAUUUUUGAACUUGAGAGCCUCAGUAUGAUUACUGUCUCUGGUUGUUCAAAGUUUAAGGUGUUUCCACAAAAUGAAGAAGAUUUGGAAGGACUACAAAAACUUGUUACAUUGAGGCUGGAAGAUUGCGGAGAACUUAGGAGUCUGCCGAGCUGCAUUUGUCAACUCAAGUCCCUCAGAUUUGUUGCUCUCUCUGGUUGUUCGAAGUUUGAGGUGUUUCCGGAAAUUUUAGAAGAUAUGGAUGAAUUAAGAGAGCUUCAUUUGGAUGGAACGUCUAUCAAAAACCUUUCCCCAUCAAUUGAACGGCUUAAGAGGAUUAUGUUAUUGAACAUGAGAAACUGCAGAAGCCUCAUCUUUCUUCCUGAAAAUAUCUGUAAUUUGUCAUACCUUACAGGUCUCACUCUCUCAGGGUGCUUGAAUCUCCAUAACUUGCCCAAGAACUUGGGGAAAUUAGAAUCCUUGGUGGAUCUUGAAGUACAGGGAAGUGGUAUAGAGCAACCAUUCUCUCUCUUGCAUCCAAAGAAGUCACCAUCAUCAUCAGCCAAUUGCUUAGUUGGCAUGGAUCGCCAUAUAAAUAAAAUGCAAUCGCUAUUAUGUCUUGAUCAGGUGGAUGAUGUUCGUAUUGUUGGAAUAUGUGGAAUUGGGGGUAUCGGCAAGACAACCAUUGCUACAGCUGUUUAUGAUAAAAUUGCUCCUCAAUUUGAACACCAUUGUUUUCUUGAGAAUGUCAAGGAAGGUUUCAUAAAGCAUAGUGCAGAACAAAUGCAGGAAGAACUUCUGACCAGAAUCUUAAAGGUAAAGGUGCAGAGUUUAAGCAUUUUGAACAGAGGCUCCAAUAUGCUUAUCGAAAGGCUAGGUAUGAAAAAAGUUCUAGUUGUUCUUGAUGAUAUAGACGAUAUAACCCAGAUUGAAACUCUGCUUGAAAAGCCAUAUUCAUUUGGUGGUGGGAGUAGGAUCAUUGUAACAACUAGAAAGGAAGAAAUAAUGAGUGGAUUUAAAAUAUAUCGUCCCCAGCUAUCAAAUGUUGAAGCUGUUGAACUCUUCAGACAUUUUGCCUUCAGAACAAAUAAACCCUCAAGAGGGUAUGGUGAUCUGUCACGGCGUGCCACACAACAUGCUCAAGUGCCUUUAGAUCUUAAAGUCUGGGGAGCUUUUCUUUUCAACAAAAGUAUACAUGAGUGGGAAGAUGCCUUGACGGAUAAGCACACGGUUUAUUGGGUGCUAACAACACACUUUUAUGGCCUACAUUACUCAGAGAGGAACAUAUUAAUAGAUGUUGCAUGGUUCUUUGAAGGAAUGAAAAAAGAGUAUGCAACAAAAAUUCUGCACGGUUGUGGCCUCUUUCCCUAUAGUGCAUUAAGAGGUCUAAUUGAUAGAUCUCUCAUAUCUAUCUCAGAAAGGGACGGGACUAUCAAAAUGCAUGAUUUACUACAGGGGAUUGUUCGGGAUUGUGUUCGCCACGAAGAUGAACAUGAACCUGGGAACCGCAGUAGAUUAGAGGGUUACCAGGGAAUUAGGUGUUUGUCAACUCAAGACCAGGUUACUAAAGCAGUUGAAGUUAUAACCCUUGAUCUGUCAAACUCAAAAGAGGUAUACUUCAUUGCAGAGGCUUUUGUUACAAUGAAGAAAUUAAGACUGCUCCAAAUUUAUGAUAACGGCUCCAUUAACUGUAAACAACAUGUGAUUGGAGACUUUGAGUUUAUUUCUCAUGAGUUGAGGUGUCUCAUCUGGCAUAGAUACCCCGUAAAGUCUUUGCCAUCCAAUUUUUACCCAAAGAAUCUUGUCGACCUUGACAUGCGUUUUAGUCGCCUUGAACUACUUUGGGAAGGAACCAAGCUUCUGAAGUACUUGACAUUCAUCAAUUUAAGUCACUCUCAGUAUCUUAAGGAAAUCCCUGACUUAAGCACGGCUCCAAAUCUUGAGAAGCUAAUUCUUGAUGGUUGUACAAGUUUAUUUGAGGUGCAUCCAUCCAUUUGGAAUCAUAAAAACCUCAUUUUCUUAAGUCUAAAAGGUUGCAGACAACUUGAGAUUCUUCCAACCAACAUCCAUAUGAAAUCUCUUAAGACCCUUAAUCUUUCUGGCUGCACAAAUCUUGAGAAGUUUCCGGAGAUUUCAGAAGUUAUGAUGGAGCUAUCAGAGCUUGGUUUAGAUGAGACUGCAAUUAAAAAACUGCCCUCAUCAAUUGAACGGCUACAGGGGCUUAAUGUAUUAAGUAUGAGAAACUGCACGAGCCUUGUCUCUCUUCCAGACAGCAUCUGUAGUUUGGCACACCUUACAUUUCUCAAUCUGUCUGGGUGCUCAAAACUUUCCGACUUUCCUUACAGCUUGAGGAAUAAUACACAAUCAUUGACAAUCAGUGGUUUAGAAGAACUCACAUUCUGUAUGAGAAACAAAGAAAUAGAAAGUGAGAUUUCAUCAGAUGAGUUCUUCAGUCUCUCUGAGAAUUCAUCGGAGUCGGGGGAAGAGGUUGAUGGAAAAGAAGAGAAAGUGGAGAUGGGAGGGGGUAGUGCAAAGGGAUGAUUGCUCCACGGUAGGAGGGAUGUUGGGGGCCUUAUACUGCUUCUUGAGUUGGAUGCAUGGACUAUAUGUUCGAGGAAAAGGGAGACUGGGUCGCCGGAUUCACGGGAUUGUCCAGGAAUCGUUACAUUAAUUAGCCAUAUAGAUAGGUCUUCACACUUUGCAAACAACUAAUGCACCGAAUCGUCUCACUGAACACCCAUGUCGGUGCUCCUCCCGCUGCCUUGAGUCAAUUGCAGCUAUUUUUUUGUUCAUUGAUUGCAAAUUAACAGAUGAAUGGCUCGCAGGGUAGCUAACACAUGUCUUGGACAUAAGGAUUUUCCCUAUGGCUCCAAGCAUCCACUGUAUUUGUCAUCCUAUUACAUCAAUGAAACCAGAUUGAUUGUUCUCUUCGCAAAGGACUUGCUUUGGGUCCGUGGAAGUUUGUGACAAUAUGAGUGUCAUAGUAGUUGAUUUGAACAGAUCCAAGAGAGAAGGCAAAGCUGAAAUUGCAGUUGUUUGGUCAAGGUACACAGUGGUAGAUAAAAUGCUUGAAAUGUUGUGUUAUUUGGGAAUGCUUAUAGCAAUUUCCUUGUUUAACUAGUUGAUGCAUGUCUGGUGUCGCUGUGUGGUAUUUGGAAUGCAAGGAAUGCAAUUGUUUGGAGAGGUGGCAGUGGUGAUUCAAGGUUAAAUGUUCAGAGGGAUCGGUACUUAUAUUGAUGACUUUUGCGGGUUCAGACUGUGUAUCCAAAGAGGCAACCAAGUCAACUUAGUAACCGGCAGUCCUCCAUCUGCGAGUAUAAAGUUGAAUUGUGACUGUUGGCGCUUGUGGGAGUGGAAUUGUUGGCUUUGAGGGCUGGCGUGCUACUUGCAAGGCGACAUCACUAGGCUCAUACUGAUUAUGAGUGUGAUGGUGCUCUAUGAUGAAUGUAGUGUCUCGCAUGGACGCCAAUACUUCCUUCUCGGAUCAAGAGGGCAAUGGAGCUGCACACAGUUUAGCUCCCUUUGGUUCCUUUUCUGCAGAGACUAUUUCUGGUUAGGAAAAUGAGCCUGUCUGCCUGUGUUGCCGUGUUGGCAACAUCUUCAAAGCACAUGGAUUUCUUGCAUUGCAAUUUGCAGGUGAGUAAUAUUGUCUUAUUUGUUCUUGUUGGACCGGACUAUACUCAAUGGAUGUCGAUUACUUCUCAACUACAGACCCGGCCCAACUCUCAACCCGGACCAAUCGUCCUCUAAGAUUUUAGUGAUGUCGGAACAUUAAUUAAACAAUGGCUUUUCCUAUGCCUAAUCAGUACACCACAAUCUGCAUUCAUCAAUGACUUUGGUCCUAAAUCUAAGAAAGUUGGAGCAACUUCUUAACCAAAAAAGAGGCAAAACCUAGUAAUUGUUUAAGUAUGAACAUAAUUUAACAGAGAGAGAGAGAGAGAGAGUAAUGAAUCAUUGAAUCUGAAUUGUGUUUAUUCAUCUCAUACAAGGGUGUAUUUAUAGGAAAUACUUUGUAGUGUGAAUGCUCAAAGAGGAAACCAAUUUGGUAACCAUGAUCUUUGGCUUGUAAAUCAACAAUGGCUGCUGCAAAGAUCACAGCUGCAAUUCCAAUAGUAAGGGCUGCCAUGUUUGUUGCUUUCCCAUUUACUUUAUGCUACACAAGUCCUCAUACCUAUGUUAUACACUCAAGUACUUUGUUCUAUACACUCAAGUACAUAUUUACAUGAUAUAGACAUUUAUACUAUGACUCAUACUAUGACUCAUACAACAUGACUCAUA